Molecule: messenger RNA, 507 nt
Organism: Salvia miltiorrhiza (redroot sage)
Lineage: Eukaryota; Viridiplantae; Streptophyta; Magnoliopsida; Lamiales; Lamiaceae
Product: glycine-rich protein DOT1-like
Exons: 1
Coding region: 1-507 (168 amino acids)
Source: RefSeq, a predicted model, not a curated record
AUGGCAUUUAAACUCUAUUUAAUUGAAGCAGGUUUGAAAAUCAAGGCCUUCGUCGUCAAGCUAAAGCGUCAUUGGGGAAGGAGACGAAAUGAUCGAGGCGGUGGCCGUCGCGGAGGCGGAGGUGGCCGUCGCGGUGGCAGAGAAGAUGGAGGUGGAGGUGGAGAUGGUGGUGUAGAUGCAGGUGGAGAUGGUGGUGGAGAUAUUGAUGACAACAGUAGAGGACAUCACCAAGGUGGUCAUGGUGGCCACAACCGCGAAGGACAUCACGACGGUGGCGGGCAUCAUGGCGGCGGAGGGCAUCAUUACGGCGGGUAUCACGGCGGCGGAGGGCAUCAUUACGGCGGGCAUCACGGCGGCGGAGGGCAUAAUGAUGGCGGAGGGCAUCAUUAUGGUGGCGAUCACGGCGGCGGAGGGCAUCAUUACGGCGGGCAUUAUGGCGGUGAUCACGGCGGCGGCGGAGGGCAUUAUGGCGGAGAUCACGGCAGUGGCGAUGGCGAUGGAUUUUGA